This is a messenger RNA of Paramuricea clavata, 1916 nucleotides long. Lineage: Eukaryota; Metazoa; Cnidaria; Anthozoa; Malacalcyonacea; Plexauridae. The record is from the annotation of a GenBank genome assembly.
AACAGGCCAAUUACCGCUGUUCAGUAGGACUGUAGUAAAAACAACAACGUUGAGCCACAGAGUAGAGACAUACAGAGACGUAACUAGUGUACCCACUUUUUUUGUGCGCAUGCUCGGCAAGUUACUAGAUGCAUGCAUCUGAUUGGAUGAUGACCUGACGACUCACUUUAAACUUGCUGAGCACGCGCAGUAGAUCAUUUUUCGCCCGGUCGCUUGAAAAAAAGUGGGUACAUGAUAACGUAAUCUUCCGCAGUGUUUACAACGGUCAGUUACGUCUCUGUAUGUCUUAUCUACUCUGUGGUUGAGCGUACGUUUUAUUCAAUCAACUGAAGCGAGAUAUUUAGUGAAAUUUCUUUUGUAUUCUUGAUGAUGAUAAACUUUAUUUAACCACGCUAACAUUGUCAGCAGAAGCUGGUUUCCACAAUGGGCGUGUAAAAAACAUUAACAAAUUGUUACAAGUAAAAUAAUAAGGAAGUAUUAACAUGCAGAAUAUAAAAUUAUUAAAAUAUAUACAAAAAGUUUGCUAUUUACAAUAAUGUGGUUUUCUUUAUAAGCUAUAGGUAGCGAUUUUUCUUUUAAAACUUGAGAGCGAAUUACUUUCUCUUAUAUUUUUUGGAAGAGAGUUCCAUAUGGAAGCUCCAUAAUACAUGAAACUCUUUUUCAUAUUGUUUGUGUUUGGCUUGGUAUGGUACUUGAGCUGUUACGAAGACUGCGGUUUAAUAUUUCUUUUUUGAAAGUAAAUAAUUCUUUGAGACAAUUUGGCGCCAUGUUAUUUAGCGUUUUAAACAUUAUUUUUGCCUUUGCUUUUUUUUUUUUAAAUUUUUUUAUUGAGUUAUUGUUUGUUUUUUUAGUUAUUGUCGCGAUCGAAUAACAAAGAAAAACCCCCGACAAAGUGGCGAACCCGAGCAAGAUUUUAACAUCGAAAAGCAGCGAAUAUCGUACGUGAAAUAUUAAUCGUGUUUAGCUAAAAGUGAGACCAGAGAAAAAUCAAUCGUUAAAGAUGUUAACCGUGAAAGAUUUGUUGAAUAAAGUCGAAGGUAAGCUUCGAAUGCUGAAAUUUACAAGUGAUGAGACCCCUAGUGUUUUGGAAGAGAAUAAACAAAAACAAAUUGAGAGACAUGCCAAAGUUUUAGAAUCGUUAAUCGAGAAAGUUCAUGAAUUAAAAGAGAGAGAGAGAAUUGAGAAAGGGAAUGACCCCACGGAAGUUAGAACAUGGAGCCGUGACCUAGAACAGACAGUACUUGAGUUUGAAAAUGUUAUCAGCGAAGUGAAACAGCAGCGUGAGAAACUGUGCGUAAUAGAACUCUAGAAAGCUAAAAAUAAGGAGACAGAAAUUGAAGAAGAAAAGCGUAGGAAGCGUUAUGAUGAAGAGAUGGCACUAGAUGAGGCUAAACUGGAAAUGAAACGAAAGUUUGAAAAAGGAUUAGAGGAGGUUAUCUGGAAAACGCGUACAUGGGAAACGCGUACAUGGAAAACGCGUACAUGGAAAACGCGUACAUGGAAAACGCGUACAUGGAAAACGCGUACAUGGAGAACGCGUACAUGGAAAACGCGUACAUGGAAAACGCGUACAUGGAAAACGCGUACAUGGAAAACGCGUACAUGGAAAGCGCGUACAAUGUUCAUUUGUAACGUUAACUAAAACUUGGCGGUUUUAUUGGAAUUUCUCCUGCAGACCUAGUGAUUGUGUCAAUGAUGGUCAGAUCAUGGCCUCCGUGAAGGGUAACUUCACAGUGGACUACGUAAUGUUUAGUACUUUCAUUGUGUUCCAACAUGCGUCCAGAAAAAGCAGCCGUAUUUCCAACUACCUCACGCUAUUAUCCCAUGCACGUAAGAUAAUACAAUACAAUACAAUACAAUACAAUACAAUACAAUACAAUACAAUAAAAAUUUAUUUAUCCACGGUGGAAUCUUCA